This is a messenger RNA of Racocetra persica, 157 nucleotides long. Lineage: Eukaryota; Fungi; Glomeromycota; Glomeromycetes; Diversisporales; Gigasporaceae. The record is from the annotation of a GenBank genome assembly.
CAUGCCGGAGUGACAGCCGAUAGCGAUGCCGAAACAACAGCUAAUAGCGACUACGAGCCUAUCGCUGGGACGAGCAACAAUCCACCCAAAAAAUAUAGAACAAGAAACAAGGGCAAAAAAACUAAUGUAUGGUUGGAUAUUAUUCAUUUAUCCCAAG